UUAGGGAGAGGUAAUAGGAGGGAGCAAUCUCAAUCUCUUCUCGUAGGGAGAAGCUAAUAAGGAAGUCAGGCCGGAAAGGCCAGCAAUAGGGAAAGGAAAUUCAACUUAAAAACUUGUGGUCGCGACUGUUUAAAAAAAAAAAAAAAGAGGCGGGGAUAGAAGGAGUAGGAAAAAUGGGGGAGAGGCAGGGGGAAAAGGGACUAGUAAAGGAAAACCAGAAGAGGAAGAAAGGAAGAGUGUGCUACGCAGGCUGCUGCUUCUCCUGUUCUUCCCCUCUCACUCCCUCCAAAGCCAGGAAAAGUUUGCAAGCGCAACAUUCGGGACGGGAGAGCGAGCUCUUCAUUCACAGACCCAGGAAGAGAAGCGCCCACCUCACCCUUCCCCAUUCGCGCCGCCUUGGGUUUCCCUCUCUCCGGAUGAUGGAGGGCAGCCGGCGCGACCCAGGGAGGCGGUAGCCCUGGCGGAUCCCCCGGAUCCCCCGCAGCUCGCUCGCUCUCCCGCAAAGCCACCCCUCCCUCCUCCAUCCUCCUCCCGGAAAGGAAAAAAGGAAAGGUCGAACCUCUAAACCGACCCCCCCCCCCCUUCCUGGGGGAGCUAACGCAGAAAGUACAGUUCUGUGAUUCACUGGAGAGAAAAGAGGGAGGAGGCAGCAAAGAACUCCGAGUGCCAAAACUAAGUAAGUUAGCUGACAAAACGCACGCAGCUUGCAGCGCCUCCGCCGGGUGCACCAACUCUGCGGAGACCAAGCGGGCUCGGUGUGGAGCGGCCACGGGGGCAGGGACCCCGCUGCGGUCCCCACGCGCUCCAGCGGCCCGGAGAAGAAAUCGCUGCCCGCAGUUCCUGCAAAGGAGGGGAGGUAGCGCCGGAGGGAGGUCAGGAAACGGCCUUCUCUCUCACUUCGCCGCCUGGUGAGUGUCGGGAAGAUUGACAAACGCCUUGGAGAGGACCGGGAGAAAGAGAGAGCCCUGUGAAAGUGCAGACGGUGAUCGGGCAGCCGGUCCGCUCCGGGCAGCGCCUCAUCUGCCCGGGUAAGAGCGAGGCGCGGCGGCUCAACUUCCCAGUGUUUUCCAGGUGAGGGGACCGCUGGACGGGCUGAUGACCCACCGCCAUCCGUGCGCGCGCCCUCGGGGGAGCCCCGCUCCCCAACGUUGAGAGCGCCCUGGAAAAUCCCCCGCCCAAGGGGAUUCUCCAUUCCUUAGUUGAAUUUUUUCUCCCAAGAACUUUUGGGUGGAGGUAUUAACUUUUUUUGUGGAAGCUGCUCUGGGGAGCGAGGAGGAGGAGGAGAAAGUGAAAUCUGAUGGAGAAGAGCGACUCCUUGCUUUCCCGACGGCCCAUCCCUUAAGCCAUCACUUCUAGAAGAUUCAAGUUGUGGGACGUGCUGAUCCUGAGAGGAGCGCAGGGCUUCUUUCCGGGUGGAGACCCUCCGCCGCCUGCUCGGUCCACCCCUCCCGCGUGCAUGUGUGCGCCGGCGGCGGCGCGGGGUGCGUGGUUCUGCGUGUCGAGUGUCAGCUGGGACCCGAGUGAAUGGCCCCCAGGGAAUGCGCGGGGCAUCCGCCUCCGCCGCCUCUGCAGGCCUGGGUCUGGCCGGGAAAGAUGCUAGCCAUGGGGGCGCUGGCAGGCUUCUGGGUCCUCAGCCUCCUCACCUAUGGUUACCUGUCCUGGGGCCAGGGCUUGGAGGACGAGGAGGAAGCGGCCUUCCGAGCUCAAGCUGGAGAAAGGCCGGAGCCCAGCACAGCCUCCACCUCCCAGCCCCAUCUCAUUUUCAUCCUAGCCGAUGAUCAGGGAUUUAGAGAUGUGGGUUACCACGGAUCGGAGAUAAAGACUCCCACUCUUGACAAACUUGCUGCUGAAGGAGUUAAACUGGAGAACUACUAUGUCCAGCCUAUUUGCACACCGUCCAGGAGUCAGUUUAUUACUGGAAAGUAUCAGAUACACACCGGACUUCAGCAUUCUAUCAUAAGACCCACCCAACCCAACUGCUUACCUCUGGACAAUGCAACUCUACCUCAGAAGCUGAAGGAGGUUGGAUAUUCAACACACAUGGUUGGAAAAUGGCACUUGGGUUUUUACAGGAAAGAAUGCAUGCCCACCAAGAGAGGAUUUGAUACCUUUUUUGGUUCCCUCUUGGGAAGUGGUGAUUACUAUACACACUACAAAUGUGACAGUCCCGGGAUGUGUGGCUAUGACUUGUAUGAAAAUGACAAUGCUGCCUGGGACUAUGACAAUGGCAUUUACUCCACACAGAUGUACACUCAGAGAGUACAGCAAAUCUUAGCUUCCCAUGACCCCAGAAAGCCUAUAUUUUUAUAUAUUGCCUACCAAGCUGUUCACUCACCGCUGCAAGCCCCUAGCAGGUAUUUUGAACACUACAGAUCCAUCGUCAACAUAAACAGGCGGAGGUAUGCUGCCAUGCUUUCCUGCUUAGAUGAAGCAAUCAACAAUGUGACCCUGGCUCUAAAGACAUAUGGUUUCUACAACAACAGCAUUAUCAUCUACUCUUCAGAUAAUGGCGGUCAACCCACUGCAGGAGGAAGUAACUGGCCUCUCAGAGGCAGCAAAGGAACAUACUGGGAAGGGGGGAUCCGGGCUGUUGGCUUCGUGCAUAGCCCACUUCUGAAAAACAAGGGAACGGUGUGUAAGGAGCUUGUGCACAUCACUGACUGGUACCCUACUCUGAUUUCACUGGCCGAAGGACAGAUUGAUGAGGACAUUCAACUGGAUGGCUAUGAUAUCUGGGAGACCAUAAGCGAAGGCCUUCGUUCUCCCCGGGUGGAUAUUUUGCACAACAUUGACCCCAUUUAUACCAAGGCGAAAAAUGGCUCUUUGGCGGCAGGCUAUGGGAUCUGGAACACUGCGAUCCAGUCAGCCAUCAGGGUGCAGCACUGGAAACUGCUUACAGGAAACCCUGGGUACAGUGACUGGGUUCCCCCUCAGUCUUUCAGCAACCUGGGGCCAAAUCGGUGGCACAACGAACGGAUUACCUUGUCCACUGGCAAAAGUGUAUGGCUUUUCAACAUCACAGCUGACCCAUAUGAGAGAGUGGAUCUAUCUAACCGAUAUCCUGGAAUCGUGAAGAAGCUCCUGCGGAGGCUCUCACAGUACAACAAAACUGCAGUGCCCGUCAGGUACCCCCCCAAAGACCCCAGAAGUAACCCUCGGCUCAAUGGAGGAGUUUGGGGACCAUGGUAUAAAGAGGAAAACAAGAAGAAGAAACCAAGCAAAAAGAAGGCUGAGAAAAAGCAGAAGAAAAGUAAGACAAAGAAGAAAAAGCAGAAAACAGGCUUCUUUCUAAAUUGCCCUUCAGGUGUUACUCGAGGAUAAGUACCAAUUUUUGACUGUCUGGGUAAACUUAUGUCAAUUCGUUCACCUGUUUUCUAGGGAAACAAGCAAAUUAGGCUCCAUAAUAUCACUGCCAUAAGCAUCAGACUUUUCAUGCUGUGCCACUCCAGAGACUUCUGCCACGUGGUUGCCACAUGGAAAACCGUUCUUGGUGCCAAAGGUGCUACUCUUGUGAGCCACACUUGUGAGGAGAAUGGAGAUGCUUAUUUCUCUUGCUCCUUUAUAGAAGGUGGUCAGGAAUGAGUUCAACUGCUGUGCCUCAGUCCGUUGACCAAGCACUAGGCUUUAAAUCAUUACAAGGGACAAUAACCUGCAAUCGAUGAACAUGCUAAUUGGAUGGGUAUUUACAGGGUAGUGUGAUUAAAAACUACCUUUGAUAAAAUAUAAAGACUGCCUCACCUCGAAGGCCUUGAAAAAUACAUUUUCUUAGUGAAUUUUUGUAUCUCUAUCAUAUGACACUUGAGUUUUUAAAUUAACUCUAUUUCAUGUAUCAUUUCCUUUCCUGUGAAAAUAAGCUGUUUUUCUCACGUGUGAGCAGCUUGCACCUCAUUUGAUCAUGCAUGAGAGAAUGGCAGAUAAGAAUGUUCGAGCACCAUGCCAAAACAUGAAUGUAACGAUUUUCUAAACACUUUAAUAGAAAGACAUUUCAGCAUAAAGUAUGUAAUUUAUUUUUACAGAAAAAAUAUUAAUUAUUUUGUUUUCAUAAAAGUUAUGCAAAUGAUUUUUAAUUAUUUUAUUUUUAUUUUCUACAUACCAUUAGAAGAAUUUUAUUUCAUAUCUUCAAGAUUAACAAGCACUGUAAUACUAUGUUACUGUAAUACUGUGUGAAUUAUAGACUAUAAAACGAAAAUCAUUCAGAAAAAAGGGUAAUCAUUAUUGUUUGACCAUUAUUUUGAAUGUAAUAAGAUGAAUAUAUUCCUUACAAAUUACUUGGAAAUUCAGUGUUUGUACAGAAUUGAGAGACAACUUUAUUGUUUCUAUCAUAAACACUUUAUUUAUGUAUCUUAAUUAUUAAAAUGACUUAUUUUAUGGCACUAGCAAAUUUAGUGUGGCUUUUCUGAUCUAACUUCUAGAUAAAAUUGUAUUAUUCAUCUUAACAAACAAAACUCUUCACAAAUAGGCAACUGAAGGUAUGAUUUGCUAACAACCAUAGUAAUAUAACAUGGAGUUUGCAAAUAAGAGAUGUUUCCACUUAGCUAUUACAUGGAGAAAGAUGUUCUCUUGUUAAUAAAUAACAUUUCUAAUGAUCCUACUCUUUAACAAAGUGGACAUGGUGGGGAGAUACAGAGAGAAGAAGAUAUGGAUCCCACUUGGGGCAGUUAAAAGUCCAGUCUGGAACUCACACAUGCAAACAUGGUGAGGAGGAUUAAAAGAGUGAGAUUUGUAAUGACAGGUGUCAUGGGUCAUCAAGGAGGAUAGAUGGAUGUGGUUCGCGCCGCCCUGGCGUUUUCUUUAAAGUGCCCUCUCCUAACUCAGAGGCCUCUAAGCUCAUAGUUUACCCUUGAAAACUCACAGAGACCAGGAGCUGUGGCAUGUGAAGUGACACCUGUGAUAACAAAAUGUGUGUGGCAGCAUUCUGUUAGAUACGUUUGUAUCAGAAUUCGCAGGACUGCCUCUCACAGUUUAUAGAAAUCUAUACAAGAAUCUAUAGACCAUACUGAAAUUACUAACAUGGACAAAAUGAUAAAAAAUUGUAAUUUUAACAUUUCACUUCUAGACUAUAUCUUUCCAUUCAUUAUAUAGGAUAAAGUACUGCAUCUUGAGUUUGUGUUUUGUUGACUGUAUAUUUAAAUAGCCUUAAAAAUCAAAGGCUUAUUGUCAGUGUUGUUUUUCCUUUCUUAGUGGCACAUAGAAUAAUGAUGUGGCUACAAUAGAUGGUAUCUUAUAAUUCAAAAAAUAGAGUUACCAUUACAUUACAAAAGAGUUCUGAGGAAAAAUAAGUUUGGGAAAUGUGGAAUUAAAGGGGUCACUCUAACGCAGACUUUCUUAGAGUUUUGAAAAUCCUAGUUUGCCUUGUAAGUCUCUAACAGAAGGAAAUUUUUAGAUGGUAUUUUCCAGUUUAUUUCAUCAUGAAACCCUUCUUUAUAGCUCAUUGCACAGGACUAGGGUUCUGUGGAAGUGACUUUGAAAAUUGCUGGUGUAAAUGUAGAAUCUUCUAGAAGUCUCAGCAAGACAAAAAAGGAGCAAAGAGGCAAAUUAGGAUUAUGAAAAUUAACUCACAUUUGAACACAGUAGGCAUUAUGUAAUAUGCUGUGAUUUUUAAAUUCUCUAUAAAUGACCAUAGCUUUCUCGAUGAAAAUAAAUUAGCCCACAGCCUUUACCUGGAAGUGGCUUCACGGAUGUUGUUCACUGUUUCAAAAAGAAUACCUGCCACCUGCACAUGAUGCUGGGUAGACUGCGAUUUGAGAGAGGUGUGUGUCUUGCCCUUGUGAAACUGAGAUCUAACUCAGUAGUCAUGUAUAAAUAACGAACAAGAAUGUUUCCAAAAUGCUGUCAGCAAAUGACUAGGUUUUUCAAGAUGUCCAGGAAGGAAAAUACUGUGCACUCGACGUUUACGCCCUGAUCAUUAAAACUAUGUGAAUAUUGGGCAUUUAUCCUCAGGUGUCAUUCUCCUAAACUGUGAUUCUCAGGCUGCAUUUCUAGAGCUGUCUGUGGCUCUUUCCAGUGUAAAAUGCACCUCUUUUAAAACCUCUGAUCCUUUUGUUAUGGUAACAAAGGAAACUUCUGGAUUGAAAAAUAAGUAUCCCAUUUGCUUUGUCAGAAAAUAACUUGUGGAUAGGACUAUGUGUCUUGGAAGAGAAAGGAUAUAAAACAUUUUAUUCAAAUAAAAAACAAACCAACAAAACUUUGCAGUGCCUUUCGGUGGCCGAAAACAGGCACCCAGGUCUGUCAGACCUGUCUAAACGACUUGUUUCAUCUGUACUUACACACUCUUUCAUUGCUUCUUUAAAAAUUGAGUAAAUGUUACAGUUCUCUUGACCAGGUCUCUUUAAAAAUUUUUAAGAAUAGAGGAGAAACUGUGCCAUUGAUAGUCGAUAAAGUAUACAGUUAGUACAUUUCAAUAUUUGAUAUUUCAAGAUACAUGAAUUUGGCAUCAGGAAUAACUUCCUAAGCAUUUUAUUCAUGGGAGAAUUGAGCACACAAAUUGUGAAUUUGUCAGUAGCAAUCAGAAAGUGUGUUGUUGGCAGGAAUAAGCUGGCUUGUCAAAAGUAGCAAAUAAAAUUCCUAUGUUAUAAAUUAAUAACUUCAUUGUUCCCUCUUAGGGAAAAUUACUUAUUAAAAUUCAUUAAUUCAUUCAACAAAUAAUUAUUAAAUCCUAGUACUUGUCAGGCCAUGUUCCAGAUGCUUGGGAUGCAUCAAUGAACAAAAUAGAUAAAAAUUCUUACCCAUGUGCAGGUUGUGUGCUAGCUGAGUUAGGCAGACAGUAAAUAGUCAACGUAACUAAUUAGUGCAUUAUAUACACUAUAAAAUAGCAUGAGGGAGAAAGAGUAGAUCAGGGUAAGAGGAGGACUCAUUCAAGGCCAAGUGUAUCCAUCCACUCAUUCAACGUUUAUUAAGUGCCACAUGUAAUGACACACGCUGGAUAUGGUGACAGGUAACAUGGAACAGGGUCCUGCCUUCAGGUCGUGUACAUCCCCUGGGGGACACAGCCACAAAUCAAUAACCAAACACCCUCCUCUCCCCCACCUUUCUUUCCUCCUUGAUCUUUCUCCACAGCACUAUAUUUCAUAUUUCAUUUACACACUUUCUUGAUUCUGUCGCCAGAGGAUAGGCUUCUUCAGAAAAGUGAUUCAUGUCUGCUGUUUACAUCUGCAUUGCCAGGAUAUACAACAACGCCUGGCUCAUAGUCAACCCUUGAUAUAUAUUGGUUGAAUGAAUAAAUAAAAUAAUAACAUAAAAUAAAAUAUCCAUAUAUUCAGAUAUUUGCCGGAUUUCCAUUUUCCAUAUCUUACAUAAGAUUUCACAGUUGAAAAUAGAAUUAAUCAUCCUUAGUAACUUUCUUCAUAAUAAUAGGAAUGAUGUGAAAUGCAGACAUUUCUAACACUAUAAAAAAUGUCUAAUAAUUUAUAGUUAUAGGAACAGAAUGUUAUAGCAAAAGCCAAGUAAAAAUCACACAAAAUUAAGAGCAAAUUUUAUCUAUACAAACUUUAUUGCCCAACAGGGUAGAACACGAUUAUUCUAACACUGCUUUGAAUACUACAGAAUACAUUCACUUAAAUGAGAGUUUCCAGAAAGGAGAGAUGGAGGCUUAAAUUGUGAAUAAUUCUUUGUAGCAAGUUGUGAAAGGGAAAAAUAUAAAUAGCAAAUAAACCUCUGUCUUCAUAGAAUUAUGAAGCCACAUGGACUGCACCUCACAUGCUUGGGUAUUUUAUUACAAAGCUCUCCCACUUGGCAGGCAGGAAUUCUGCUUCUUUAAAGAUACGACUUUCUUAAGCAUUUUAUUGGUUGUAGCAUCUCCGUGAAGUCCAUUGAUUUGUCAGCUCUGGCAUUAUUAAACACAGGACAGCAGAAUGUGGUCCUUGGGGGUUAGGCAGACAAACAUAUUUACCUGAGGUUCCAUUUCACAUCUAUGAUUUGAAAUUUCCUUCCUCUCAAAUUUGCUACAAUCCCAUAAUAUUCUUGGUCAACUGAUUUAUGCUAUUUUGUGUAAAAUCAAUCCCAACAAUUGAAAAUGAGCAAGAGAAUAGGCUCAUUGGAAAUGUUGAAAUAUUCACUCUUGGCAAAAACUCUGUAGCUGAUCAUUAUAAAAGAGGAACAUCUUAUGUCAUGAAUCAAAGUAAAAUUUGUCCUUCAGAAUAAAAAUCCAAAAACAAUUUUCAAUAUGACAUAUUAAUCUCUCUA
This is a messenger RNA of Equus caballus (horse), 8181 nucleotides long. RefSeq names its product arylsulfatase family member J (gene ARSJ). The record is from RefSeq and is a predicted model, not a curated record. NCBI's taxonomy places the organism in Eukaryota, Metazoa, Chordata, Mammalia, Perissodactyla, Equidae.